AUGUCCAAGGCUUAUCACCUUGAUGGCUUCCUGGCCGACGUGGGUCAGAUAGGCUACGUCCCUCAAGGCCGAUAUGCCAAGACGGGCAAGCUGCGGCCUGAAGAUGUGGAGACGUUAAUGCAAGGCGGCGCGUUGGAUGGCGUCUGGACGUGGGUUCAACACAACGUUAAGGCCACGGAUGCCAUCGACCUGCUCCGGAGAAACCUGCACGUCGCAAGUCAAGCGCCGACAUCACCGGACAUCCUUGCUCAUAAACAGCGACGGGUGGCAGCGCUCGCGGAGAAGAAGCGACAGCUUCAGAGCGAUAUUGCCAAGUUACAGACCGACAAGAAACAAUUGAUCGCGAAAAUCUCUUUCGCUGAACAAGCCAUGGCGCUGGCGACCGAUCCGCCCAUCCACGCACUUCUCCAUGACACGUAUGCACUGCAGGCUCAGUAUCGCCAUCAAGAGCGCGAGGGCGUCAUGCACGAGCUCCUUACGUCGCUCCGACCACCAUCAUCCGCCGAACUGUCUGGACGACGAGUCGUCCAGAAGACUCUGCAUCAUUUGGAGCAUUUGCUCAGGCAUUCGCGUCCUCCUCCGGGACGCCAACGAUGGCCGCGCCCUUCGUCUCCCAGACAACUGAUGCCGCCAUCCCUCGCUACACAUGCCACCGUCCAAGAAGCGCUCCAAGUCCCCGGCCAAGUUCUGCUGGAUGCACUUCUGGCAUGGCAUGCCGACAACACGUCCGCAGCCGCCAACACCCGCCUUCCCGAGCUAACUCCAUACCGACCCCGACGCCCUCUGCACGAUAUUGAGUCCCAGAUCCAGCGCCACAUGGAGCUGCUUUACGUCGAGUUGGCCGCGCGACAAAACGCGUGCGAGCGAUUGCGUCAGGCAUCGCCCCCGAUAACAUCCACGGUGUCAGCAACCCCAGCAACGGCACGACAACUCGAAUUCCUGCAAUCGUACGGGGAAUCCCUCGCCCAGGAGCUGCAAGCGAUGGAUGCGGCGGCCGCCACGACCGCCGAGCACCUUGCAGCCAUUGCUUCGUUCGAGUCCCGCCUGGAUCAAUGCCACAAGAACGUGGCCGCCGCCUUUCGUACCAACCGCGCGCUUGUCGUGGAUAUCCUUGAUCUGCAAAACAAACUGCUCGUGUACGUGCAGACUGAGCUCGUGGAUGCCUUCCAGGGCUUGCGCGAAGAGACGGAAGCCGCGCUGGCUGAUGCGAUGAAGCGUGAAGUAGCAAAGUGGUCUGAACUCGCCGAAUUGCCGCAGCAGUUUGAGUUGAGGAGACGAAGGGCAUCCACCACCAAGUUGAACAGUGCAUUGCAGCGAAUCGAAACCAGUGUUCUCAAGCUGGAAGCGGCCAAAGCUGAAUUCGACGGAUUCCUCCAAACGUCGCCGUGCUUUGCGGUCCUGUCCUGGGAAGAGCUCCUGGAGCAAGUGCGCGAAGUUGAUGCCGUGGUGUCGGACGCAAUGUUGCCCGAUCUCGGGCGUUUGGAGGAAGUGGCGGCGGAUCUCCUCGACGUGAAGUUGCCGACACUUUUCCGCGCGAUACACAGCUGGUUUGACCAGCCAGCACAGCACAUUGUUGAGUAAUAGAGUAUGAUACAACGUACCCCACGAAGGAGCACAACUUGUUCAUGGAUGGCUUUGAAUGCAUGCAGUAUAUCUCAUGUGGAGUUGGUGGGCUUGGUGGCGGCGGCAUGCAGGUCCUGGAGCUUCUUCUUUUGUUCGUCGUCAAGGAGUUUGCGUGUUUCGGCGCUCAGGUCUUGCCCAAAAUGCGUCUGUCGCUCCUGCAACAUGGUGCGGUAGUUUUCCCAUUCGGUGAGGAAUCCCUUGAUAAACUCUGGUUUGGCGGUCUUGUGCAGUUUGAACUCGUCGCGGACGUACCGAUCGCCCAGAACACGCAUCACAGGCUCAAGCUUCUGCCGGUGCAGUCGCAGGAUAUCUCGGUACAGACCAAGCACACGAGCACGUUGCGUCGCCAUCGCCGCCACGAGAUCAAUACGAACGAAAGUACGGCCACCGCUCGG
Messenger RNA from Aphanomyces invadans, 2018 nucleotides. RefSeq lists its product as hypothetical. The record is from RefSeq and is a predicted model, not a curated record. The transcript has 7 exons. Bases 1 to 1581 code for a protein of 526 amino acids. Lineage: Eukaryota; Oomycota; Saprolegniomycetes; Saprolegniales; Verrucalvaceae.